CAGUUCUCUAGGUAGAUGAGAUGGCUGCUCCUGAGAAAGAUCCAGAGCUGAGGCUGCUGCAGAAGAAUCCACUGGACCCCAACAGCUGUCAGAAGAGCAGGUUUUUGGAGACUGAGUGGAAGACAGCGAUGCUGGCUGUGAAGUCCCAGGGCCACCUGAGCCGCUGCCCCAGCGUGGCCGAGAGUGGGGAUGGGGGCAUCGGCACCUCCUGCUCGGACAGCACCGAAGACUUCUGCAAUUCCAGUAGCAGUUCCUCAUUCCAUCCCAUCAAAACCCAGGUGACCAUUCCAACAGCCCACGUUAUGCCUUCCACGCUGGGAGCCUCUCCCUCCAAGCUGUGCCCUGCAGGGGAGCAGGGCUCUGCAAAGCCUGCCGUGCCAGCCUCUGCCCCUGAGCGCCCAGGGCUCACCAGGAACGGGGAUUUCAGCACUGGGAAGUCCUCCCAGGUGCCCCCCAGGGACCUCCUGCACCUCUGCAGGGCUCCAGGGCAGAACUCCUGUGAGCACUCCUGGCCUCCUGCUGCUGAUCACAGGACAGAAGACGCCUGGAAGUUUGACACCCCUGCCAUCGAGCAGACCCUGAACCAGUCUCUGUUUCUGGACAGUCUGUGCACUGACCCUCUGCACAGGUGCCAGAAGUUCACCCCAAGCUCUGAGGCAGGGAAGGAGCAUUACAAGGUGCUGCCAGAGAGCAAACAGGGGGUCAACGGAGCCAGCGAGCCCCGGGAUGGGACGUGGCCCAGGGGGAGCAGGCUGAUGCCAGCAGGACUCCAGGCCAACAAUUUCUAUUCCAAACCUGUAGUAGCUCCCCCAGCCCAAAUGUGGAUGCAGGAAGGCUGCACACUGCACCCCCACCAGGGAGUCUGUGAGCUCAGUGCCUGGAAACAGCAGCUGGACAAAGUGAGGCUGCAGGUGGAGCAGAUGCAGUUACAAAAUGGAGGCACCUGCCCCCAUUCCUCCAUGUACUCCCCAUCCCUGCCUGCACCUGACCCAGCUCAGUGGAUCAAUAUCCUGAACUCCAAUGAAAACCUGCUCAAGGAGAAAGAGCUCCUCAUUGACAGACAAAGGCAGUACAUUUCCCAGCUGGAGCAGAAGGUCCGGGAGAGUGAGCUGCAGGUUCACAGUGCCCUGCUGGGCUGCCCAGCCUCCUAUGGAGACGUCUGCAUGCUGAGGAUGCAGGAGCUGCAGCAGGAGAACACGUUCCUGCGAGCACAGUUCACAGAGAAGACCGAGUGCCUCAGUAAUGAGAAGGUGGAGCUGGAGAGGAAGCUGGCUGCUGCAGAGGUGGAUGUGAAGCUGCUCCGAGAGUCUCUGAAGGAAACAGUGCAGAAACAUGCAGAGGAGCUAAAGAAACAGGAGGAAAGGGUAAAGGGAAGAGACAAACACAUUAAUAACCUUAAAAAGAAAUGCCAGAAGGAAUCUGAACAAAACAAAGAGAGACAGCAGAGAAUUGAGACCUUGGAACGAUACCUGGCUGAUCUUCCAACCCUUGAGGACCACCAGAAACAGAGUCAGAAGCUGAAGGAAUCUGAUCUGAAGGCUACUGCCCUGCAGGAAACAGUGCUGGCACUGGAAACAGAGCUUGGAGAUGUCCAGGCUGCUUUCAGGGAGCAAGAGCUGCAGCUUGAAACCCAAAAACACAAGGAGAUGGAGCUUCAGUCCACUGUGCACAGCUUGCAGGACAAGUUACAGCAGUAUGCAAAGAAUGCAAAGAGAGGACCCCUUGCCCAGGAUGGGGAGAGGCAGAACAUGGAACAUGACUCUCUGAAGAAGGAGUUUGACUGUCUCAAGAAGAUUGUGGACAAAAGGCAGAAGAAGAUGGAGCAGUUAUCCUUGCUAAUCAAGAACCUGGAGGAACGGGUGGCCCAGGAGGAGGGGACAAGCCAAGCUCUGAAAGAGGAGGGGAUGAGAAGGGAAACUGCUCUCCGGGCUGCUGUGAAAGAGCUGUCCCUGCAGAACCAGGACCUGAUUGAGAAGAACCUGACACUGCAGGAGCAGCUGCAGCAGGCCCAGCUGACAGCCCAGCCCCUGCCUGCUGGCACAGCCCACCUGGCCCAGGAGCUGCACGGGGAGCUGGCCAGCUGCCUGCAGGAUUUACAGUCUGUCUACAGCAUCGUCACCCAGAGGGCUCAGGGCAAGGACCCCAACCUCUCUCUGCUCCUGGGCAUUCACUCUGUGCAGUACCCUGUGAAGGAGAAGGAUGACCUGCUGAGCCCUGAUGGACUGGCCAAGAAACUGGUGGAGGUAAAGCAGCUUCACAAAGAGGUGGAAGAGUUGAGGACUGCAAUAUCUGACAGAUACGCUCAGGACAUGGGAGACAACUGCAUCACCCAGUAAAGAACACUCCCAAAGUAAGACAGGGAAUGAAGACUUGAAACUCUCAGGAGUCUUGUGCUCCUACAACCCUAAAUCUAUUCAGCACUUUAUCACCCCUCUGCUCGGGUACAGGAUGUGAGAUUUAUCUGCUCUGGGAGGAAUCAGGGGGUUUGUUGCCAGAAGUGUUCAGCUGCUGACUGGCUGACUGGGAUAAUUCAGGGCUUUGGUGUCAGCCUUUGCAGUAGCUUUGAUCUUGUGGAAUGUAUUUUAUGCUGUGUUUGCUGGAGCUGCUGUGGUCUCUGGUGCAGGGAGAUGAAUUCUGCCUUGCCUUCCAGGCAUGUCAAAUGCUGAACAUGCAAAUGUGGCAGUUAAAAUCACAGCUAAAAGGAAAUGUAUGCCCUGGUCUCGCUGAUAACCUUCCUGUGCAGGUCCUAUGUGACCAGUGGGACCAGAGGGUUAUCAGGGUGUUUGUGGGAUAUCUGGAUUCCACAAGGCAGGCAGGUGUGCCAGUUAGACUGCUGGCAUUUACACUGAGGUGCUGCUGCCUUGGAUUGAUGGAGCUGCUUUCCUCAGGUAAAUGCAACCAGUGUCUUUCAGCAGCCAGCAGGAGUUGAGGAAUAAAGCAACAUUAAAAGACUCUGGAAACUCCCCCUGGGCACUUUUACUCCAGAAGCCUUAAGCCUUUUGUCCCCUGAAGUAGCACUGGGAGUGGGCUGUGAUUCAGACUGCAGAGGACAUGGAUUGAUGCAGAAGUGCCUUAAUGAGCUGCAAGAACCCUCUGCUCCCUGCCUAAUGCAUCCACUGGCAGGUGAGGAGCUGCUCUUCCCUCUCACAGCCUUUUAGAGCCAUCACAAACAAUCCGGGGAGCCCCAAGUGUCUGUGGCCACUCCCGGAGCCUCUGUGCCCAUGGGGACACACCUCUGCUUUACUGGGACAAAGCCACACUGGUCCUGCUGUGGAGGGGGUGGCACAGGGAGCUCUUCCUGCAAGGCAGUGGCCACUUGGGCUUUGUCACAGCCCUGUCCCUCCUUCUCCGCUCCUCUGCAAGUAAUGGGAUUUCUAAAUGAGUCAGUGUGGGAUCAGUUUCACUGUACCACAGCCCUCCCUAACCCCAGUGACACCUUUACAGUACUGAGUCCGAGGGUGCAACUUUGGUUUUCAUCUUGAGUUAAGAGCAAGAUGCCAAGUUAUGACAGGGAAAAAUCCUGCUGACAGUUGUGUUGUUUGGCCGUUCUUGGUUCUUGUUGGGGCUGAGAGCCCUGGGUUUGGCAGAAAUGCUUUUGUUAUUCCUUUGUGUUAACAAUUUAAGACCAAAUCUGUUUUGUUCUUGGUGUUUGGCCACCAUGGGGGGACGGUGGCAAGGAAUGGUUGGUUUGUACUGCACAGGGAGCACGCAGCAGUGUGUGCCUGGCAGUGUCUGUCUGUCUGUCCUACUCUCCCCCUGGGUGUUCUGUUCCUGGCUGUGUUUGUCCCCAGGCUGCUGGUGCUGUGUACUGAGUAAAAACACAUUUUCAGGGGUGUUUUUGAAGCAGUUUGUUCUGACUGUCGGGAGCUCUGUUGGCUCCUGCAGGUUCUUAGGGCACCAUCUCCUUCUCCCCUUUGCUUUGGGGGUUCAAGAUUUCAUUCAUGGGUGCUGUGGGGGGACAGGUUUGCCCUCUGGCCCUGCAGAGAUGAUUCUGAGAUGAGUUUAUUGUGGCUGAAACCACCAGCUGGGCUGCCCAGGUCCCAUGUCCCCUCCAUGGGCACAUGUGCUCUGCUCAUCCUCCUGCACAGCUGAGCCCCUCUGGCCCAGAGGGUGAUGCCAUGUGCUGUUUGCUGCUGCUGCAGGGCAAAUCUUGGGCCCUUUGCUACAGAACACGCCAGGCCAGAGGGACAGGACAGUGUCCCCCCUGUCCCCCCUCCUCGUGCCGCAUGUUCCCCUCGGUGUACCCCCCGUUGUGCCCGCUCCCGUUGGGCUCAGUGUCUUUGUACCAGCAAAGCCUCACCGCUUGUUUGUACCGAGUGUUUGGAGUAUCAAAUAAAGCUGCUCUGACCCACUCGUGCGAGGCCGUGCUGGGCGGGCAGGGACGCGAGCGCUGCGAGCCGUGCCCGCUGCGAGCGGUGCCGGUGCCCGGUGGCUCCCGGUGCCCCGGGGCUGCUGUGGUGCCUCCCCGGUGCCGCUGUCGGUGGCUCCCGGUGCCCGGGGGCUGC
Messenger RNA from Ficedula albicollis (Collared flycatcher), 4505 nucleotides. RefSeq names its product centrosomal protein 85 (gene CEP85). The transcript has 13 exons. Gene Ontology annotation, cellular component: centrosome. Bases 21 to 2336 code for a protein of 771 amino acids. The record is from RefSeq and is a predicted model, not a curated record. Lineage: Eukaryota; Metazoa; Chordata; Aves; Passeriformes; Muscicapidae.